Molecule: messenger RNA, 846 nt
Organism: Rhagoletis pomonella (apple maggot)
Lineage: Eukaryota; Metazoa; Arthropoda; Insecta; Diptera; Tephritidae
Exons: 1
Coding region: 1-846 (281 amino acids)
Biological process (GO): DNA integration
Molecular function (GO): nucleic acid binding
Source: RefSeq, a predicted model, not a curated record
AUGACGACAAAAAGCUGCCUGGAGGCGAUCAGGAGGUUUACGUCGAGAAGAGGUGUACCAUCUACGAUCAUCUCAGAUAAUGCAAAGACUUUUAAGCGUGCAGACUAUGAGCUUAGAAAGCUUGAAGAUUUGCUUAAAAAUCAUGAGGUGCGGCGUUUGGCGGCACAUAAAGGCGUCAAAUGGCAAUAUAUACCUGAGAGAGCAGCUUGGUGGGGCGGCUUCUGGGAGCGCCUCGUAAGGAGCGUCAAAUGUGCACUUAAGCCUGCUAUUGGCAAAGCCAAACUUUCAGCGAACGAGUUAGCUACAUUGUUGACGGAAAUCGAGAGCGUAAUCAACUCAAGGCCGUUAACCUACAUUACAAAUGAUCACAACGAUCUGGAGCCACUGACUCCAGCUCACUUUCUGAACAAUUUUAAUUCUCUUUUAUACUCCACAGAGUUACCAGUAACACAAGCGUCGCUGACUCAGUCUUGGUAUUUGCAGCAGUCAUUGCUUAAACGUUACUUAAAGCGGUGGCACAAGGAUUAUCUUAACCAGCUUCGAUCCAUACACCAUUGCAAGAACGGGCCAAGUCGCAAUAUUAAUGAAGAUGACAUAGUAUUCGUGUAUGAUGAGCUCAAAUCAAGACUUUUGUGGAAAAUUGGUAUCGUCAAAGCUACAUACAUGGGCAGAGACGGUCGCAUAAGAGCAUGUGAUGUGGAACUGGCAAAUAAGCAAAUUUUAAGGCGGUCUGUGCAGCAUUUGUAUCCGCUCGAGAUUGCAACAACAUUUCCCGGGGCGCAGGAUGUAGAAAUCACAAAAUACGAGAUUAACAUACUAACACAAACACAUUUCAUUUACAUUUAA